Messenger RNA from Malus domestica (apple), 3148 nucleotides. Its product is annotated as pentatricopeptide repeat-containing protein At4g20740. NCBI's taxonomy places the organism in Eukaryota, Viridiplantae, Streptophyta, Magnoliopsida, Rosales, Rosaceae. The record is from RefSeq and is a predicted model, not a curated record. Gene Ontology annotation, molecular function: protein binding.
AGAGAAAGGGGCAGCAACAAAUUUUAAAAUGCCACCUCAGUCCCCACCCCCUAAAUUCCAGAUCUUCCACGGCCACCGCAGGCCCACACAGAACCGCCCAACCGUCCGCGGCGGCCUCUUCUCCGACCGUGUCUCUCAGCCGAGCCGCAAAUACCCCACCACCGUCACCCAAUCCCAGCCAUUCGAUCUCUCCAAGUGGGACCCACACCUGCCCCAAUCCUCGCCGUCCACUUCAUCGCCCAACCCCGACGACACGACCCUCCUCUCGUUUCUCUCCCCCAUCGCUCGCUUCAUACUCGAUGCUUUCCGCAAGAACCGGAACCGCUGGGGCCCGCCAGUCGUCUCGGAGCUCCGUAAGCUCCGCCGGGUCACGCCGGACCUCGUCGCCGAGGUGCUCAAGGUCCAGAACGACCCCGUUUCGGCCUCCAAGUUCUUCCACUGGGCAGGUAAGCAAAAGGGUUUCAAGCACACUUAUUCUUCAUACAAUGCCUUGGCUUAUUGUCUGAACCGGUCCAACCGGUUCAGGUCGGCGGACCAAGUCCCUGAGCUGAUGGACUCGCAGGGCAAACCGCCGAGCGAGAAACAGUUUGAGAUUCUCAUCAGAAUGCACUCUGAUGCCAAUAGAGGUCUCAGGGUUUAUUAUGUGUACGAAAAAAUGAAGAAAUUUGGGGUUAAACCCAGGGUUUUCUUGUACAAUAGGAUCAUGGAUGCGUUGGCGAAAACGGGUUAUUUGGAUUUGGCCUUAUCGGUUUACGAUGACUUUCGUGAUGAUGGAUUGGUGGAGGAGAGUGUUACUUUCAUGAUCUUGAUAAAGGGUAUGUGUAAAAUGGGAAGAAUUGACGAAAUGUUGCAGCUUUUGGAGAGAAUGAGGGCGAAUUUGUGUAAACCGGACGUGUUUGCAUACACGGCAAUGGUUAAGGUUUUGCUUUCGGAGGGGAACUUAGAUGGAUGUUUGAGGGUUUGGGAGGAAAUGAAGAGAGAUAGGGUUGAGGCUGAUGCUAUGGCAUAUGCAACUCUGGUUACAGGGUUGUGUAAGGGUGGCAGGGUGGAGAAAGGGUACGAAUUGUUUAGGGAGAUGAAGGCGAAGGGUUUCUUGAUUGAUAGAGUGAUAUACGGGGUGUUGAUUGAGGGGUUUGUGGCAGACAGUAAAGUUGGGGUGGCUUGUGAUUUGUUGAAAGAUUUGGUGGAUUCGGGGUAUAGGCCAGAUUUGGGGAUAUAUAAUUCUCUUAUUGAGGGUUUAUGUAAUGUGAAGCGGGUUGAUAAGGCUUAUAAAAUUUUCCGAGUUACUGUUCAAGAGGGUCUUCAGCCAGAUUUCGCUACGGUGAAUCCCAUUUUGGUGUUCUAUGCUGAGACAAGAAAAGUGGAUAAGUUCUGCGAGAUGCUUGCACAGAUGGAGAAAUGUGGUUUUCCUGUCAUUGACAAUCUUUUGAAAUUCUUCUCCUUUAUUGUAGGAAAGGAGGACGGAGUAACAAUGGGUUUGGAAGUGUUUGAAGAGUUAAAAGUCAAAGGUUAUUAUAGUUUAGGAAUCUACAAUACCUUUAUGGAGGCCCUCCACAAAUCUGGGAAAGUGAAAAAAGCAUUGUCUCUCUUUAAUGAAACGAAGGAUGUGGAUUUGCAGCCCGACUCCUCUACUUACAGCAUUGCCAUAAUGUGUUUUGUUGAAGGUGGGGACAUCCAUGAGGCUUGUGCCUGUUAUAAUAAAAUAAUUGAGAUGUCUUGUGUUCCUUCGAUUGCUGCCUACCGUUCGCUUGCUAGAGGGCUUUGUAAAAUUGGAGAGAUUGAUGCAGUUAUGCUGUUAGUUCGUGACUGCUUAGCCAGCGUGACAAGUGGGCCCUCGGAAUUCAAGUAUUCUCUUACCAUUCUCCAUGCAUGUAAAUCAAAUAAUGCUGAGAAGGUGGUUGAGGUGCUAAACGAGAUGAUACAGCAGGGUUGUCCUCCAGAUGAUGUUGUAUACUCUGCUAUAAUCUCUGGCAUGUGUAAGCAUGGCACAAUAGAGGAGGCAAGAAAAAUAUUUUCAAAUUUGAAAGAGCACAAAAUUUUAACAGAAGCCAACAUGAUUGUGUAUGAUGAAGUAUUAAUUGAACACAUGAAGAAGAAGACGGCAGAUCUGGUGGUGUCUGGUUUGAAGUUUUUUGGAUUAGAAAACAAAUUGAAAGCAAAGGGUUGUAAGCUGCUGUUGUGAUGAAACUAUAAAGGCAGGUACGGAAUUCAUUGGUUACUUCGGACUUUCCUUCUGUUGCAAUUCGCUUAUAAUGCAUGAAAUUGUAUCUAGUGGUGAGAACACUACAUUUAAGAUGCAGCUAUGGAGGAGGCACACAUCUUCGGGUUGUGAGGCGUCUUAUUAGCUGGCAUUGCCAAUGAUCACUUUUUGGGUGUCUCGUGAAUAUUCCAACAGCUACAAGUUUGUAGAAAUGCAUACAGCUAAAUAGUAGGAGGGGCUAGUGAACUCUUAUUGAAGCUAGAACUUUUGGUUUGGCAACUUGUGAUUGGGGUUGCUUGGCAAGUGUCUUCUGGCGAGUAUGAUACUGCUGAAUGUGGGUAGCCUGCUUUCUUUGUUUCUCUGCAACUUUCUCGGCUGUGGUCUCAAUGUGUUUUGGAGGUUCAGUGUACAAUUUGGCUCAGAGACCCUGGUAGGGACUCUCUAUGUUGGUUUGCUGGUCGUUGCUUGAAUGGAAGUAUAUUUUCCUAGUGGGAGAUAAACAACUCUUCUGGUAGUAUUCCCUGAUGACAUGGAUGUAUGUUUCUCUCAAGGCAAGCUCCAAAUUCCAAUAUCAAGGAAAUUGGAUGGCAAAGAAGAGAAGCAGUUCCAGAUUGCAGGAGUUGAGGUACUCUGAAUUUUUUAACGAUCGGUCGAAGAUUCCAGAUAUAUAAUGUUCAUAAUCUGUCUAGAGAAAUUGUGACUGGUAUCGUAUUGCCAAUUUCAUGUAGUCGAUCAUAUCAUUGCCUUGCAUGGUUCCUCUUAACCUUCAUCUGGAGGAGAAGCCCUUCCACAACACGCAAAGAAAUCUUUGAGUUUUGACAAUGGAGGUUUAAAUGCGUUGAUUUGAAUUAGGGCCGUCGUCUAAUACUGGGAAGAGAAGUACCUCUAGACCAAUGACUAUGUUAGUAAACCGUCUUACUUGAAUAUGAAACGGUUAUUUUUUCACAA